GUCGUGCUCUUGCUUCGUACAUGACAAGAUGUGGCACUCUCGCCUCUCGUGUGUUGCAGCGAUUCUGCUCACUGUCAUCAAAGCGACUUUGGCUCAGCGCUGCACGGUGGGAGGCACGCAGUCCAACCCCGGGCGCUGCACGCCGCUGCGCAACUGCCCGCAACUCGCAGACAAGUUCCAGCCCCUGGACAUAGCGAACUUCAUUGCCACGCAUGCGUGUGGCGUGGAACAGUCUGGCACCAACGAUGUGCUUGUCUGUUGCCCUCUCGUCAUCGCGGCCAGCGGCAGCAUCUCCUCAGGCCCCAGACCUGAGCCUGUCACGUGCGGGUCUCGGAAAGCGGCAGAAGAUGGCGCGGACUGGCCGUUCAUGGUGGGGCUGGGGGCGGUGGCCCCCGGGCAGGGCCUCACCAUCGUCUACUGCAACGGGGCCCUCGUGGCCCCCCUCUGGGUGCUGACGGACGCCUCGUGCCUGCAGCAGAACCUCAUCUCGACGGCAUUUUUGGGACUCGGGCGCGCUGACAGGAGCAAGAUCGUGAGCGUUCCCGUGGUCUUCACGCGCCGCCCCACGGACUUCGACAGCGCCAGAGACUUGAACGCCCUGGCGCUCGUCAAGCUCGGACAGCCAGUCAGCGCCACAGACGACAUCCAGUUUGUCUGCCUCCCGACCUCGCGAGGCUACGACCCUUCCAGCCCUCGCUAUGCCCUCUACGUCACCCACAUUGAUGAUGGCAGUGUGGCAGGAGGGUUCGAUGUAGCGGAGCGCAGCCUGCACAGCGUGUCGCUGACCCAGUGCCGCGCCUCGGCCGGCAUCUCGGUCUACCCCAGCGACUACCACCUCUGCACCAACGGGCUGCAGGCGUGCGUGAGUGGGAAUGUUCGCAUGUCCCGACCUCUGCUGGUCGGUCUUGGCGAGGGCGGAGGCUUCGUGCUGCUGGGCGUUGGUGGGGUCACAAACGACCGCUGUACUUCUGACGUCACGGCCUUCACGGAAAUCAGCAAAUUCGAUCAUUGGCUGAAAGCAAUUAUGGAGUGA
This is a messenger RNA of Hyalella azteca, 1033 nucleotides long. RefSeq names its product chymotrypsin-like elastase family member 2B. Gene Ontology annotation, biological process: proteolysis. The coding region runs from base 29 to 1033 and encodes 334 amino acids. The transcript is spliced from 9 exons. The record is from RefSeq and is a predicted model, not a curated record. NCBI's taxonomy places the organism in Eukaryota, Metazoa, Arthropoda, Malacostraca, Amphipoda, Hyalellidae. Gene Ontology annotation, molecular function: serine-type endopeptidase activity.